Messenger RNA from Penicillium taxi, 1152 nucleotides. Its product is annotated as putative glycosyl hydrolase. NCBI's taxonomy places the organism in Eukaryota, Fungi, Ascomycota, Eurotiomycetes, Eurotiales, Aspergillaceae. The record is from RefSeq and is a predicted model, not a curated record. The transcript has 3 exons. Gene Ontology annotation, biological process: carbohydrate metabolic process. The coding region runs from base 1 to 1152 and encodes 383 amino acids.
AUGUUGUUCCCCUCUUCCUUGCUGGUUACAGCAAUUAUUCAGUUAUCUCUGUCUGGAAACUCAGUUGCUGAUGAUGCGACAUCAAGGGCUGUCACUGCCCUAGAUGCCCUGCAAACUUGGUACAAUGAUGCGACUGGGCUAUGGGAUUCCGUCGGAUGGUGGAAUGGGGCAAAUUGCAUGACUUCUAUUGCAGAUCUAGCAUUGCUGGACUCAUCGGUGGUAGCCACUGCUAGCUAUGUCUUUAAUAACACCCUUACCAAGGCCCCUGCUUCCAAUCCCAAUCCAGGACCUGAAGUCAAGACGAAUUACAGGCGACGCAGGCGCAGUCAUGGGAUUAUUCCACGUCAGAGUAGCGGCGUAAAUGCAUCUCAAUGGCUAGAUUCGGCUUACGACGAUGAUGGGUGGUGGGCUCUUGCGUGGAUUGCCGCAUACGAUGUUACGGGGGAUAGCACCUAUCUGUCAGUAGCAGAGGGAAUUUUCUCGGGCCUAACAGCAGCCUGGGGAACUAAUUGCGGAGAUGGCGGCGGUAUUCCAUGGAAUCCCACAGACAAGUAUGUGAAUGCCAUCACAAACGAGCUCUUCCUUUCGGUAGCAGCACAUUUGGCAAACCGUGUGAGCUCGAACAAGGACUACUACGUUCAAUGGGCAGAGAAAGAAUGGAACUGGUUUUCCUCGUUAGGAUUCAUUGGAGAAAACAACACUAUCAAUGACGGUCUUUUGGACAACUGCCAAAAUAAUGGUGCCACAGUAUGGUCGUACAACCAAGGCGUUGUUCUCGGAGGUCUUGUCGAGCUGAACAAAGCAGCACCGAAUGAUAUGUACCUCGAGUACGCGAAUAAGAUUGCCGUAGCCGCAAUUGAGACUUUAGCCGAUUUUAACAUGGUCAUUCACGAAUCAUGCGAGCCAAGUAACUGCGAGCCAGAUGCAGUCCAGUUUAAGGGGAUUUUCAUACGCAACUUGCAAAUGCUGCAGAGUGUAUCACCGAGCGAUACCUAUACGCAGGUCAUCAACAGCUGCGCAAAUAGCAUUUGGCAAAAUGACCGCAAUGCACAGAAUCAGCUUGGUGUUGUCUGGUCUGGUCCAUACUCCAAUUCUGAUGCCUCUACCCACAGCUCAGCAAUGGAUGCUUUGAUCGCAGCCAUUGCUGUGUAA